Molecule: messenger RNA, 858 nt
Organism: Gongylonema pulchrum
Lineage: Eukaryota; Metazoa; Nematoda; Chromadorea; Rhabditida; Gongylonematidae
Source: the annotation of a GenBank genome assembly
AUGCCAAUCAUGCAAUCGGUUCUACAAGGCACGCAGAGAGAAGAGUGCGGAGAAAACGAAAUAUGGACCGACUGCACUGGCUGCGAAUUACGAUGCGACCAGGAUGCAGAAACACCAUGCCUACUCUACUGCCGACCACCAUCCUGCUGGUGUUCUCCAAUGCACGGAUAUCGUCGAGCUCCUCAAGGAAAAUGCAUUCAUGAGGACGAAUGUGAAGCUGCUAUGAAGAACGCAAAUUAUACGGAAGAAGAAAUAAAACAGCUGGAAGCCAAGAAUGCGGCUACUCCUGAUUCCAGAAUGGAUAGUUCUGGAUUAGGCUCUGGGCUGUGGCAAAAUCAAAAAAACCUUUUGCAAGGUGGUGCGCCAUCACUCGUAAGUGGUAACAACAAUGAAGACUGGAAUACGAUGCUCGGCAAAUCGGGAUUCAAAAAUAUCGGUGACAUCAUGAACUGGAAGGGUGCUGCUGCUGGGAAUUUCAACCCAUUCAGCGAACAGAGGAAUUUUGCAAGUCAGAAUGCAGUCAGAUCUGAAAACGAAGAUAAAAACCCGGACAGCGAUGGCACGCCAUCCACCCAGAAUCAACAAAGCUAUAAUGCUGCGUCCAAUCCAGGUGGCAGUUGUACAAGGAAUGAAGUGCACAUGAAGUGCGGUGUUUGUGAAGGCACGUGCGCGGAACCGGUCAUCAAAUGCGCCAAGGAAUGUAAACCAGCUGGCUGCUACUGCCCUUCCGCAAAUAAAUUCGUCCGUGGCCCAUUCGGUUUAUGCAUCAGAUUGGACGACUGUCCAAUGUAUUACAAAAACAAAACAAUCCAUGCCCCUUAUUCGUAUAUCCACCCAAUCAGCAGUACUUCUAACUGA